AUAUCACCUAUGUACAACUGAUAGUCAUACCACCACUUCCUUGACGAGUGCGCAAUAUUGAAAACCUGUGUGAACGUUUCUCUUUUUCUGAGCGAAAAUGGAGAAAUCCAAAACCAAACAACAGGAUGUAAGGGAAGAAAAUGAUAAUAUUGGGACCUUUGUACAGUUCGUGUUAUUAGUACUCAAUGUUUUGUUGAUAGUUGCAAUUUUUGCAGUUUCGGUUUCAUGGACAGCAUUAAGAAAUGGACCAACAAAGGAUAUGAUACCAGCACCUAAUGUUGACCGUUCUUUGUGUGUUAAAAAAGACCAAACAAAACAAUGCGAUAGAAUUAAACCAGAAAAAUAUAUUGCAGACGAAAUUGAUAAGAACAUGAGAAAACUUCAAAUGCAAUAUAUGGCAGAAAAACUUAAUUAUGCUAACGUUGUUUGUCGGAAAUCUGCGCCAUCUGUUUACUUAUUCCGUGGUAUAAAUAAAAGUGCUGAAACCAAUGGCAUUAUCAGGUGGAAACAAACCGCAGAAAGACAUAAAACAGCAAAUAAUUUGCUAAUUUAUGAUCCUACAAAAGGUACCUUUAAAAUAAAUAAAGGUGGGAUGUAUUUUAUCUACAGCCAGAUCACAGAAAUGGCCGAAAAUCGAAUGCACAACGGCACAGCACUUCAAAUUUUUCUAGCUAGCAAUGGAAAAUCGCAGCCUAUACUUGAAAGCGAUUCUGCCCAAUGUAUAAUGAUAAAUGCUAUUGGCAAGCGAGCUCAUUAUGUAGGGUCUGCGUAUUCUUUGAUAGCAGGGGAUGUUUUAUCUGCGGUUCAUUCACAUCCACAACAUAUCGUAGAUAGUCACGACACGUUCAUGGGUAUAAGGGAAUUGAUGUGAAGCAUAUAACCAUUGCGUUUGGUGCUAAGUCCCAUGAGGAGCCAUCCCGCGGCCCUUUAUUUCAUCAAUAGUGAGGGCGCUUCAUACAGAUAUAUACGGGUCAAUAGAGUUUUUGUAAAGAAGCUGAAGUAUGAAGGUAAUCGAGUUAUCUCCCGUAAUAAGUCCGAUCAAUAGAUCAAAACACUAAUGUGUCUUUUCAAUCGAUAUUUUUCAAUGAUCAGAUCUUAGGACUGAUUUGAAGAACUCAUGUAUACAUAUUCAUCAUUUUAAUGAUUCAUGUUGGAUAACAAAAUCACAAUCUGACAAGUUCACAAUACACUAUUUGAUUAUUUUCUGUCAUAUUAUGUUUCUACACAAUUUCAUUAUGAUCCUUCACGUCGUAUGUUCAGUUUGUGGGAUUGCCUUUGCAUUUUGAUUUUGCAGUUAUUGACAGUUUACAAAUGUGAUAAAUCUAAAAUGAAUGAUUUACCCAUUGGCUAUAAAACAAUGGAGGGGACGUCCUGGAUUUCAAAAGGAUUAAGCAGAUGCAGUUCACCCUCAUUAUUUCAUACUACUGUAUCCCAAAAUGCCUCAAUAUCAGUGUUGACAGUCCUAUGAACUUUGCUAUUACGAGUGUACAUUGUUUGUUAUAUAUUACUGAUACUUGGGGGUGUUUUAUAAACAUCACAUAAUACAUCAAAGAUUAAACACCUGACCAAAGUCGAGGGUUUGACAUAUAUCAAUAUAUAUUGUUAUCGUGCGAUAUUGUAGAGCAGUAUGUGUGAUCUUUAUAUUUUUCACUGGGAAUUCGAAGUAGCUCUCUUUUUUACCCGUUUUGAUAUUUUAAGUCAAUGGCGAACUGUCUGUAGUAUAAAAACUUGCAAGUAUUUGUCCACAUAACACAUAGAUCCGCCUUUCAACGACACUUUAUCUUCGAAUUCAUGGAUAUUUGGAUUUGUGUUUUUUUUUUGUUCGUUCCAAAUAUAUUGCCUUACUUUGUUUUUAAAUGUCAAAGAAAUACAAAAAAAUAUUAUUUUAUUUCCUGCUUUGAGGAUAGCACUUGUAUUUGUAAAUAAGUAGCAUAUAUUAAGAAACCAUUAUUAACUUUCUAUGCAAUACUAAAUGUACUAUCAUUUGUUUGUUUCUUAUGAUCUCACACAAAUUCAUGAUCAGCAUCAAAGUAAAUGCAUGUGAUUCUUAAGGAAGCGCAAAAUUAAGAAAGUCUUAUGUUUUUCAUUACACAAAUUAUUAUAGCGUUUGUUAAAAUGUAAAACAUAUUCACCAUUAUUGUAUUAUGUACUUUAAAAUCCGUUAGAUUUUCAAUAGAAAUCACUGGUUGAGUAGAGGUUGGGGUGAUUCGGUCGGCCGCACACUCUCUUUCAAUAUAUCAUAUGGAAAUUAACUGGUUGAGCCGAAACUGUGGAUGGUUGAGUCGAAUGAAUAUCUCAUAUCACUGUUUACCAACUAAAUAGUUAUUGUUGGUAUACACACUGUAAAUUUAAUAUGGUGUCAUGUGUUUAGCUCGCAUAUAUAUUGACAUUUAGUUUUCAGAUUUUUGUUGUUGUUUAUUUUAAAUAUAUUGAGAUUGUGUUGUUCAAUUUAAUACCAAAGUAUAUCGGUACUUUUGAUAGUAUAUACUAAAAGAGAAAAGUGUUUGUGAUUGAAAAGCAAUAAAAUGACACAAACAUGUA
Mytilus trossulus (common blue mussel) is the source of this 2541-nucleotide messenger RNA. RefSeq lists its product as uncharacterized. Gene Ontology annotation, cellular component: membrane. Gene Ontology annotation, biological process: immune response. Gene Ontology annotation, molecular function: tumor necrosis factor receptor binding. The record is from RefSeq and is a predicted model, not a curated record. Bases 98 to 871 code for a protein of 257 amino acids. Lineage: Eukaryota; Metazoa; Mollusca; Bivalvia; Mytilida; Mytilidae. The transcript has 4 exons.